Molecule: messenger RNA, 570 nt
Organism: Humulus lupulus (European hop)
Lineage: Eukaryota; Viridiplantae; Streptophyta; Magnoliopsida; Rosales; Cannabaceae
Exons: 2
Coding region: 1-570 (189 amino acids)
Source: RefSeq, a predicted model, not a curated record
AUGCCUAGUUAUGUGAAGUUCAUGAAGAAUGUAUUGUCUAAGAAGAGGAGGAUGGAAGAUUAUGAGACAAUAGCUUUGACUGAAGAGUGUAGUGCCAUAUUACAGUGGAAGCUUCCUCAAAAGGUAAGGGAUCCAAGGAGCUUUACAAUACCUUGCACCAUUGGUAAUUUUCAGUGUGAAAGAGCGUUAUGUGAUUUGGGUGCAAAUUUUAUAGUACUUGACAUGGAGGAAGAUGAGGAUGUUCUUAUUAUCUUAUGGAGGCCAUUUUUAGCCACUGGGCAAGCUUUGAUAGAUGCACAGAAUGGGGAGUUGAGGUCAAGGGUUCAAGGUGAUGAGGUGGUCUUCAAUGUGUUCAAGGCUUUGACUUAUCCUUGGACAAGUGACAGUUGUUGCAGUGUGAGUGUUUUAGAUGAAGAAUGUUCCAAGGGGAGGCCUACAGAAGAUCCUCUUGAGUUGAGUCUGAUAUCGAGCCUAGAAGAAUGUGAUGGCACUGAGUAUGUGAAAUGGUUGAAUGCAGCUGGGCAAAUUUACAAGAAAAAGUAUGAAGAAUUGGGGCAAGGGUCUGAGUGA